Molecule: messenger RNA, 2358 nt
Organism: Carlito syrichta (Philippine tarsier)
Lineage: Eukaryota; Metazoa; Chordata; Mammalia; Primates; Tarsiidae
Gene: ZNF460
Product: zinc finger protein 460
Exons: 3
Coding region: 19-1512 (497 amino acids)
Biological process (GO): regulation of transcription by RNA polymerase II
Molecular function (GO): DNA-binding transcription factor activity; RNA polymerase II cis-regulatory region sequence-specific DNA binding
Source: RefSeq, a predicted model, not a curated record
UUGGAGGAUGUGGCUGUUAUGUUCACGCAGGAGGAGUGGGGACAGCUGGAUCUGACCCAGAGGUCCUUGUACUUGGAGGUGAUGCUGGAUACCUGUGGACUUCUGGUCUCUCUGGGUGACAGCGCAGAACCCAGUACCACAGAGCCUCCCUCUUGUCACUUCACCUUGCCUGAAAAAGUCUCACUCCAGGAACAAUUGACACAGGGAGCCUCAAGGGACUCCCAACUAGGCCAAGCCAAGGUUCAGGAUGGACCAUCUGAAAUGCAGGAAGGCCUCAUGAUACCAGAGAUAGACUCGCAGAGGGAAGAGUUUCAUGGGAAAAUGAGUUCUGAACAUGAAGGUUUGGUGACAGCUGAUGAUGUUUGUUCAGUGAUUAUACAGAAGCCAAUCUCACCAGAAGCUAUUCUCUGUGUAUGUGACACAUGUGGAGCAGUGACAGAUCCCUUGAUUCAUGAAGGGAAAAAUUCCUAUAAAUGUGAGGAAUGUGGCAACAUAUUUAACAAGAAUUGCUUCCUUGUUCAACAGCAGAUUGACACUCAAGUGAAGCCCUAUGCAUGCACAGAAUGUGGGAAAGUCUUUAGCCAGAGCAAGCACCUGCUUCAGCACCGCAUCAUCCAUUCUGGGAAGAAGCCCUAUAAGUGCACAGAGUGUGGGAAGGACUUUUACCGUAGAUCACACCUCACACGGCAUGAGCAGACUCACAUGGAAGAGAAGCCCCUUGUGUGUGGCGAAUGUGGAAAAGCCUUCAAUCGUGGGUCACAUCUUACACGGCACCAGAGGGUUCACAGUGGAGAGAAGCCUUAUAAGUGCAAUUACUGUGGAAGGGCCUUUACCUACCACUCUAAUUUUGUCUUGCAUAGCAGGAUCCACACUGAGAAAAAACCCUUUGAGUGCAACCAAUGUGGAAAAGGUUUUUGUGAGAGUGCAGGUCUCAUUCAACACUACAUUAUUCACACUGGGGAGAAACCUUAUAAGUGCAUGGAAUGUGGGAAGGCCUUCAACUGCAGGUCACACCUCAAGCAGCACCAGCGAAUUCACACUGGGGAGAAGCCUUAUGUGUGCAGUGAAUGUGGGAAGGCUUUUACCCACUACUCUACUUAUAUCUUGCAUGAAAGAGCCCACACUGGAGAAAAACCUUUUGCGUGCAAAGAAUGCGGAAAAGCCUUUAGCAUUCGGAAAGACCUCCUUCGACACUUCCUCAUCCAUUCUGGAGAGAAGCCCUAUGAGUGCCUGGAGUGUGGAAAGGCCUUCACCCGCAUGUCAGGCGUCACAAGGCACCAGUGGAUUCAUACUGGAGUGAAGCCCUAUGAGUGUAUUGAAUGUGGGAAAGCUUUUUGCAGGAGCACAAACCUCACUCGACAUUUCAGCAUCCACACUGGAGAGAAGCCCUAUGAGUGCAUCGAGUGUGGGAAGGCCUUCAACCGCAGAUCAUCCCUCAUUGGACAUCACAGGAUUCAUACUGGGAGAAACCCUAUCAGUGUAACAGAUGUGGGAAGACAUUUUACAAGUUGACAGAAUUCAGUCAACCUGCAAGACUUCCUAUUAGAGAAAUGUUUUUUUAAUGUAAACACUGAAGAAAAUCUGUGGUGAGAGGAAGCAUCUUACUCAACAUCUGGCCUCAUUCAUACUGAAGAGAAACUCCAUAAGUUACAAAGGAGAUCAGGAUGUACAUAUGAAUGAACACUUAUAGUGUACAUUUAAGAUUCUGAUUCAUGUCUAUGAGCAAACCUCUUGUAGAUCAUUAUUUGUCAUUAAAUAGUCAUACUAGAAAUUGACCCAGUGCAGAGUCAUAUUCUAGUCAUGAAUUUGACAAUUCACCCAUGAGAGAGACUUAGUGGAUAUUGUGGUGCAUGUAGGAAAACCACAUCUUUCAUAGUGUACAAGAAAUAUUGUCUCUAAGAUAUUUAAACAAAGGAAGAGAGACAUAGUGAAGAGAAAGAAAUGAACGCCUAAUUUCUUUCAUACUUCCCUGACAAACCUAUGAAACUUUGUCAUCUCUUCUUUAUUUUAUUUGGAGAAAGGGAAGUGUUACAGAAAAAAAAAAAUGACCUUGUCCCCUUUAUUCUUCAUGGUUGUUCAUACAGUGUUGUCCAGUGUCGGGACAACUAGACAAAUGUGGGGUUUGUUUGAAGAUACUUUGUGAAAGCCUGCUUUGUUCCACAACAUUGUCUCUACUCUUAAACAACAGGUAGGAGCAUGAAUCUUUAUGAAAAAUAUGAAGGCUUGAGUUACAAAGGAGAUCAGGAUGUACAUAUGAACGGACACUUAUAGUGCACAUUUAAGAUUCUGUUUUUUUAAAAAAACAAACCCUUUAUGUGUCUUUAACCACUCAAUACACAUACUUUUUCUUGAUCUGUG